GCUAGGUGGCUAACGCUAGUUUACGGUAACAUACCAACGAAUAACUGGCUAAAAACACGGCACCAUGCCGUGAACAUGUAACGAUUUCAUUGCGUUUUUUAAAAUGAUAUCGUAACCUACCGUACCGAAAGCUAUCGUAACCUAUAUAUUUAUGUCGUCUUGCUUAUCUAGAGGGAUCCCGUGUUUUCUAUCCACCCUUCCUGAAUGCAUAAUUACGGCGAAGAACUGAUGUGGUCUUGUAAACAUGGAGCUGAAGUUGGAGGUUGUUUUGUCAUCCAGCAUCAAGAGGAAGAAACCAUGGCCACGUUUCUGCUGGCUUGGGCAGGAGAAGGAGUCUGUGUUCCUGUUAGAUGACAAACGGAUCAGUGAGAUCAACAUGGUGUCUGGUCGAACCAAGAAGAGGACCCCUAAACUCCAUCCUUUACUCAACAGUGUGGUGACCAUGGCUUCAUCCCACAAUGGCAUUUGGCUUUGUGGACUUUUGGUCUCAGGAGAGCUCUUUCUGUGGAACAGGGAUAAAGAUUUGUUGAAGACUGCAGCAGCAGCUCUAGAAACAGUCCACAUAAUUACUUCUCAAGGAAGUGCCACGCGGUUGUCUCUCCAGGUUUCAGGAAAUGGGAUGCGUGUCCUACUGGUAGCCAUAACAGGGCAAGUUUUCCUGUGGGAGUGUUUGGAUGUCAGGGAUUUGACAGGAGUACGAGAUGGCACAGUCAAGGGACAAUGGUCUCAUAUACAGCCCCUUGAGGAUACCAUUCUGCCUUCUUCCCAAGACAAAGAAGCAUCUCAACACACAAUUUUUGUAAAGACAGAGGUUUUGGGUGAUGCCUGCUUAUCAGCCUUUGUUUUCACAUCUGGAAAGAACCUAAUCAUCACCUGUCUGAAAGUCCAAUGGGAAGAAGGCCACAUGAGAGUGGGUUGUAUGGGAUAUAGUGUACAGUGGGCCACCAAGACAUACCCCAUGUCUUGUCUUACCCCCCCGUGCCAACCAGUGAAGUCAAGAGGGGCCUUGGUGCCAGCCUUCUCCCCAGAUGGCAAACUGUUAGCCGUCGUCCUGAACCAGAGACAGCCAAAGGCUACACAGGUCCUCUUUGUGAGCACACAGAAUUUUGUCUCAAUAUCAAGUAGCCUCGGGGGAUGUGGAAGUAAAAAGAUGGAGAUCCCCUCUAAAUACAUAAGGUCCUAUUGGGUGGGCAGUGUGAGCUGGUCACCCAGCGGCCUGUUCCUGGCUUGUGUUCUAAAGAGAGGCUCCCUUCUUAUGUUGGCUCGCCUUGGAGGGCUUCUCACUCUAACAAGCUCUGGUUGCAAUAUUGACUUAGGGCCUGCACAAUUCCUACCCCUGCACCCUCUCGUCACUUACCGGCCACCACUGUCUGCAGGGAGAGGUGAGGCCUCUCUGUCCAGUUCUAGCUUGUCUGUGCGGGAUGUUCUGAGGCAGCGAUAUUCUGUGACCUGGCAUCCACGGCUGUUGUAUCUCAUUGUGUCUGAUGGCUACAUGGCCACGGUUAUGAGGGUGCUCGAUAGGCCUUCUCCUGCUCUGUUGCUGAAAACACUUCUCAAGGACACAAGCAAGGAUCUUGAGAAGGCCAGCCGCAUACUGGAUAAAUCACAGAUUCAUGUGAGGGCAUGGCUGGAGUCCGUAUCUUGCCUGAAUCUUGACAGCAGCCUUGAGGUGCUCAACGCCACUGUUACAUGUGGGCCCAACACCUCAGCCUCUGUCUUUUCAGCAGCCACAGAUAGAUCCACUUUGCCAAUUUUCCUGCAAGACAAGGGGACUCUUGCUGGAACCAAGGAGCUUCUUGAAAAAAUGCAGACUUUCUUUGAGGAUGACUCUGAUUUGGAUGGACCUCCCGCUGGUUCUCAUGUGGAGGAUGGCGGCCGUUUGGAGUUCGCCUCAAUGUUUGACACACUCCACGCCCAAGACACACACAAUGACACUGAAUUUGUUACUGGCCCAGAUUAUGAAAAGGACUUUGUUGAAACAGAGAGGAAGACUCCUCUUCUUCAUCAUGAACUUGGGAAAAUCCAGAGUAAGCUGCUAACAGCCUGGGCUUUCAGCAUGUCUCUAGGAAAUGCUGUGGAACACAGAGCUCAUCUACUGAAGCAUACCCUCUAUUGUGUGGUGCGAUUUGCUGCUUUACUCCAUUUGAUACCCAAGGACCACACAGGAAGAAAGAAUACCUCAGUUUCUGCUUCCCUCCUCCAUCUUAUCAAAGCUGUUCUAUAUUUUCUUCCCUGGGAUAGCACUCAUUCAGAUGGGCCAUGCUGCCUGGGGCUGGUGGUAGAGUUCAGUAAACGGCUGGUACGUCUCCUGCUGACCCCUCACCCUGAAUCCUACCAGACCGGUCACUGUCAGCUCUCCUCUCAAAAUCUAUCCACCACCCUGCAUAUCUUGCAGCUGGUCUCUGAUUCCCUUGACCACACCUACAGCCUACAGCUAAGAACUGUCUGGUCCUCUGCAGAGAGAGACUCUCCUUCCCAGCCACCACAGCUCUGGCCUUCAGAUGUACACUAUGUGCCUCUGCUACAAGAAGAGAAGGAAAAGACACUCGGCUCGCUAAAUCAGGCACAACCUGUUCCCCAGCGACCAUCCAGCAGAUUGUUUGGAGUGUGGCAGUGGGUGUACCAGGUCACCCAGCAGUAUCUGGAAGAACUGAACAGCUUCAAAGGCUGUGAUGGCUGGGAGGAGGAACAGCAACAGUUGUCUUUCAUAAUGUCACAGAUCCAAACAGCUCUGCAGGCUACAGGAGAAAGGCUAGAGGAGGGCCCUGCACUGCUGAGUUACCCAGGUGAACAUCUUUUUCUGUUCGGGUUGUAUCCAAAAAGUGCUGAUGCUUGGCAGGCACAGAUUUGUGACGAGACUAACAAAAUAGGUUGUGAUCGUAGCGUCUUCCAGGAGGUACGGAUUUGUCUGGCACUCCUAUACAGUCUCUUGUCCCAGUACCGUCUAAGGGAAGCCCAGGAGUUGGGGGACCACAUGGCUCAUCUAAUACUGCACAGGGCUGGACACCAAAGGGACAACAUGGCCUGCAUAACAGACUCUCUUCCUUGCCCCUGGCUCCCGAUGGACCUUCACAGUGACACAGCCUGUGCAGUGGUUCAAAGCCUGGGAAGAUUCAUGGCCUCUUACUUCACCAACCAACCCCUCCACAUCCUGCCCCCUCACAAUGUGGCUGUCCUGCCUCCACUACAUUUGCCACAUGCCCCCAAUGUUGGGCGCUUGGUGCCACUGGGCCAAGAGGAGGUGGCUACAGCAGUUCGUCGCCAGCAGCUGUCAGAAGUAUGGACAGUGGAAUACGCCCAGGAUCUGCUCCUGCUGGGGGGUCUGCUUCCUGAGGCUGUGUGGUUGGCUUACCAUCUUGGGGACUGGAAGACAGCGGUGUCUCUGAGUCUGGCCUAUUCAAGCUAUUGCACUGACCACUUGGACUUUGCAGGGCUGAGGAGGAAGGAGCUCCACCUCCCAACAGUUUUGGAAGCAGAAAGCAUUUUUCAGGCUGAGUUGGAGUGUCUUCUUGGCCAUAAGUCUGACUCCCAGGACCACAGAGACAGAGAGGGUGACAAGAGCUUUACAGACCCUCUGGAAGGAGAAGACUGGGAUUUAUUGCAGGUUUCCAUACAGGAGAUUCUGAAAGCAUCAGUCGUGGCUGGAGUAAAUGUUAUGUCUUCACCAUUGUCUUCCUUGCUGGACAAAGCCAAAGACUUGUGUUCCUGCCUACCUAUGUUGGUGCCUAAUGGACUGUAUCUACCUUCCCCACCACUUUAUUGCCCUCAGCCUUCCCCCAACACACAGGACCCGAUAGGGACCGUAGGGCAGUUUGCAGAAGUUGCAUCUCGUCACAAAGUAUCAGGGGUUCUCCAAAGAUUACUUUUACUUCUGAGAUCUGCUCGUUGUUGUCAUCCUGCUGCCCAGUGGUACAUCACCCAUCUGCGCCGUGCCAGGCACCUACUACACAAGAUCAAGAAGAAGUAUUCAUAUCCAGCAGCUGCUGAAGAAGAAAGGGCUUUCCCAGAGGGCCUGAUGAAGUUUGUCACCCGCAGUGGAUUCUUCAAACGAGGGCCUAACAAAGACGGUCACUUGGACUCUGAUACCAUCCAAACUAUUAUCUGUUUCAGGGAGCUGUGUGGUUUAUGCUGGAUGCUGCAUGUCAGGGACAGACUCUCCAUUUCCUGCAGGAAGUAUCAGGCUGCCAGACAGCAUGGUAGAGAUGAACAGAUCCCUGUUGACUCAGAAGUUAGAGCGAGCUGCAUUGAUGCUCUCCACUGGGCCUGUCGUUUUCUGCCUUUUUCUCGUUUCCUCAAUGCUGAAGAAAUUCUCCAGGACAUCCUGCUCAGCCUUGUGUCUGAACUACCUCCCGUCUCUUUGGUGGCAGACACUCUGGUACGAGCCUUCCCGGAGGAGGAAGAGUCUGUCAGAGUCCCGCUGAGAGAAAAGUAUAACUCAGUGCUGCAGAGAGUGAGGCAAUGCAAUGUCCUUGAAGAGGAAGAAGAGGAGGUGAAUGAGUUGAUGAUGAUUCUGAUUCAAGACAAACAUAGGCAGAGGAGAAAACAUCUUGGGCGUUUGCGGAGGCACCUGGGCCCCCCUGAGCUCCAUCUGUGGGAGAAAGAGGAGGAAGAGGACGACAGGGGAGGCAAACACGGGAUGGCCAUAUUGAGGCAACUGUCACUGGGUACAAGUCUGAGCACCAGCACUUUAACCGACUGUGGGUUUCCCCCAGUGUGCAGUGAUGGAGACACAACAGAGAAUACAUCUGAGGCUAUCUCCCCUGAACAGCAUUGCCAACCCAUGACCAGGGACAAAAAAGCAAAAAGAGUGAGAGACAAAGAAUAUGCAAAGAAGACUGCUGUUAAGAUUGAAAGUGCCAUUCAGGAGGAGGUUCAGCCAGACGAUGACAAAGGGAAUGAGAAGUUCUCCCUCCCAGUGGUUGGCACCUGGGAGUUUGAGCUGGAAGAUGAAGAGUAUCUAAACUUCCUGGAGCUCUUCCUCAGCUACGUGCUAGAGAAGGAUAGUGCCGAUGGAGGGGACUCAGGCAGCGAGCUUCCUUUGUUGAAGGGCUUCUCCUCCCAGCUGAGGGAGAGAGAGUUGCAUUCUCUCACUUUUGAUGUGCUCACAACUAUUCACCGCCGUCAAAGAGAUGGGCACCAUACAGGGAGAAAACACUGGAGCAAUGACCCACCAGUGUUCAGGGCUGGGUGCUGCUACAAGCCUAUUAAACAAGGUGCAACACCUGAACCACAAACGUCUUCCAUCUGGAGUGAAGCCCCCCUAUCCAGAGCUAUCCUUUCUGUCAGCUCUCUUCCUGGGCUGAGAACUGGCAGGCAAAAAGGUUUGUUUGGCCUCCGGCAGCAAAGCAGUGUGCCUUUAACCCAAAGAAUGAAAGGAGGCCACUCAGGUUCUGAAACUAGCCCUUUUCAAAGUGCCUUUCCCAUGAGGCAGCCAUCAGAGAGCUUCAUAUUUGGCUCCUCAACUUCAGUGGAAGCUGUGAAUGAACUGCAGCAGGGCCUUGACCCUAAAUUAGAGGCUCAGUUUCCAGAGCUGGGCAGGCUGCUGGAAUGGAUGGUACGCUGGGCUGAUAGGAGGGUGCUACUGGGACAUCAUGGCAAAAAGAAGAAAGAGAGGGGAGGAGGGGAUGGAGGAACAGCCGAUGAAGGAGUAGUUAUUCGAGUCAAAGCCUCAGCACCUGCUGUCCUCACUUCCCUCAGCUUACUGGAGUGGAGGUACACUGCUCUACUCACGUCAGACCACUACAGUGCCCACAUCCAAGUUCCAGAAACACAAUGGACUGUAGCCCCUGUGCUGCAGCCUGAGGUGGACAGGAAGCUGGAGAGAGAGAGCAGUGUUGAUACAGGUUACCCUGGGUCAGCCAACACUCCCAUCACUGGUCUUGAUCACAAUGUACAGCAAGGAGAACUGUCCAUUGGCUCUUGCACAGAUGAUCCAGAGGAACUGACAUGUCACAGGAUGCCUCCUCCUAAUGACCAAGAUCAACUGAGUUUUGCUGCUCAGCAGAGAUGUUCCAGUUCACAAAAACCAUCUCUCUGUGAUUUAGAUGUUACACCUGAAAAAGAAGGCAAAAGUAGUGACAGUGAAGGACUGGAGGUGUCAUCCUCUGUUUCCCAUGGACACAUCUCUGAAAACAUCUGCACACCUGAAAGGAGUUUAAAACUUGCAGACCUGGAUGUCUCAGAAAAAGCUGAAGAUAUGUCCAGUUCUAUCUCUCUAAAUCUACAAGCUCCUCCACACCCAGAGCCCCAAGCUCUUCUUAUUGUCCAGCCUGAGGCCUCGGUUCACACAGAGCAUUCUGAUUCAACUGGAGUGCAGCUCCCCAAUACACCUAUAGAUCCUCCAAGCCUUCAGCCACAAAGCUCCACAGCUGGUGCACCCACUGCUUUUUCUACAGCCCCCAGUCAACCAACAUCCUCUCAGACUCCACCAAUGAGACAGCGACUGGGUGAAGACUUAUUUAGAUUGGUUCAGAAUAUCAACUACAUGAGCCUCAUGGAGGUUUUGGGAGCAUCUUUUUCCAACCUGCAACUUGCCCAGCAGAGCUCUUCUUUGGCUCAGUCUAACAUGAACUCCUCACAUCCAAAUGUGCCAUCAUCUCAUGUAACCAAUUUCAUCCCUGAACCAAAUCCCCUACCUGUUCAAACUGCCAUUUCUGUGUCACAGCAGACACAGGCAAGUGUGCCAAAUUCAGGAUUCAAGAACCCUCACUUCAGUCAGGCUGCUGCAUGUCUGUUUGCAGACCAGCCUGCUGAACAGAGCUUAGGGAAAAUCUAUCCAACAGCUGGCCAGUUUCAAAUAACAAGGAAUCUACCCUCCACUACCAGUGGUGCAGGUGUAAAUUAUCAGGAAAUGCAGCCACUCUCGGUUCAGGCAGAGUCACCAGAAAUCCAGUUUAUACAGAGCAAGAGGUUAAUCCCAUCCUCCCAGGGCCUCCUGGCCACUACUCACGCCAGUCACACUGUUCCCAGUUCUCCUGUGGUGCUGCCUUCUAAUGGUAGCAUACAAAAAGACCCUGCUUCCCAGGUCUCAGGCCUUAAGUUACUUCAGCUCCAGCGCCCUCCAUUGCCCCAGCAGAGUGCCCCACACUAUCCUCCAGCCCGAGGGCCCCAGACGCUGCACACUGCAUAUCCUGCAACUCUAGAAACCCAUCAGCCCAAGCUUAAACACAAUCACCAAGCUGCCUCAAAGAGGAAGGAAGAAGAAAAAAGAAAUGGGUCUUCAGUUCCAAGAAGACAACUCAGUUUUAAUCAUCCACAUGAUCCAUCUCCCUGGAACUCUCAACCCCAGAUUCAGACAUCAGAGAGGUCCAGGGGGCAGGAGUUCUCGUUUCUUCCUCCUGCUUUACCAGCUCACACACCUGCACCAAUGCAGGGCCUUCGCUUGCUGCACUUUCAGCCUGUUUCACACAGCAACAUCACAUUUCCUAAACUGCCCUGCCCAUCCUCCUCUCGGCCCUCUACUGUCAUUACAGCUCCAAUGGGAGAAACACCUCUGAUCAAGCUUCUACAUAUAGAGUCUGGACCAAAAAUGAUUUUGCCCCUGGCUACUCCUUCGAACCAAAUGACCCGUCUCAUGUCCAUGGAGGAGUUGACAAGUUCAGUGAUCAGGAGGCAGAACGCUGAAGAGGCUCAGUUGCAGUUGCUCAGAGUGGACCCACCUACUGAAAACCCUAGAGCAGCUACCACUUCUCCCAGCUCUAAGAGGCAGAGGAGGAGAGAGGUGAAGGAGAGGAGGGAAAGAAAAACAGAGGUCACAUUCAGACCAAAUGAGUCCAUCAUCCCCGUGCGAGAGCCAGCUGAUGGGCCUAUAAAUGAAGAGCCUACAGUUGCAGAGAAGAUCACCCCUGGACACGACUUUGCCAUUCCUCUUGGAUCCUUUGACUCUUUGCUGACUGGUCAGAGAUUAUUGGACAAGGCCAUGUCCACUUCAGCUGAGCUUCAUGCCUUUGCUUCCAUAUGUAAAAGACCCCCAGAGUGCCAUGAUGCUUUCACCAACACAGACCCAACUUCUACCCCCACACGCGUGGAUAAAGCUGUAUCUGCCUCUGUGACCACCAGUAGCCCUAAAUCACAAAGUUCACAGAAUUUCCAGGUUUGUACUGAACAUCCUGUUCAAGACACAGGGGAGACCCCAAAGAAAGCAGAAAAGAUUUUGGGUCUGCAUGGCCACCAGUUCAUAAGUGUCUUGGAUCUAGAAGACGAAGCCUUGCACCAUGAUUUGCCGCUGUGUCUCAGCCCAGAAACACAGGACAUUCCUCCCAUCCGCCCAUCUUCACCUACUUCUGCUGAGCUUCAUGUUCUUGCAACUUCUGUUAUUAGGAGUGGUUCUGCUGCUGCUGACCCACAGCCCUCCAGCUUAAUUACAGACAAUUUCCUGAAACCCACCAAUCACCCAGAAAUCCCUGAGGAUACUCCAUUACUCAGAUACAUUGAGCCCAGUACGUAUCCAGAGAGAAUCACUCCACAAGACAUGGCAGAUCCAUCUGACUCUGAGAUCUGUCAAGCCAUAAGGACGCAGAGUGUUGGACCUCACAGAGCUUCCUCGUCACCUCCUGCAGUCUGGUUCUCCUCUCGCCUGUCGGAGAUGGACGCCCAGUUGGCUGCACUACAGAACAUUGCAGACCAUCUGGAAAUGGACUUUUCCAACUCCAGGAUGCUGGUGAACACCAUUGAAACACUCACCCCAGUCUUGGCUCCUGAUGUGAAGAGUACCAUGGCAGUAAAAAAAACUGUCAGACUGUCUGUCCCACGUGAAGCUUGGACACCAAGAUCUGACAUUUUAAUGGAACCCAAAGCCUGUGAAGAGGAAGAGGAAAAUCAGCAGGACAAAUAUGUUCAUAGGGACUCCCGCACUCCAGAAAGAAAGCCUACUUUUCGUUAUUUAACUUCUCCUCACAGUCACACAGCUGGUCUUUCCUACCUUCACACCCCUCCAAAAAUGACGGAUCAGUUGAGCGAAGCAUCUGGAAUAUCUCAUGUAUGGGAAGAUGAGAAUCUGGGACACACCGGGCUAUCGGAUACAGCAGAAAUCUUAGACGAGUUGGUAAAGGAAGGGUAUUUAUCCCCGACUGACCUGAAUAUGUCCACUUCACACGCCGCACACUAUAGCAGCAGGCUGGGUGAGCAGCAAAGUAGCUGGAUGUCACAGAGAAGUGUCCUUCCAGAGGAUGAGAGGCGAGAGCUGAGGAUCUGGAUGAGAAGGAAACAGAGGGAAAGACUGGCUGUUUAUCAGAAACACAGAGAAAGCCUGAGGCAGAGGGAGCAUAAGCCUUUUACUGCCUCCGCAAAAGUGAAAUCAACAAACAGAAAUCAAGCAACCAUUUGGGAAACCAGAGAGGAAAAAGAAAAGUUCAUGCUUCUUGAGCAAUACAACCAGAGGACCCGUGAAGCUUGUUCUUUGGCCAGUGACUUCCCCACUUCUACUCAGAUCCUACGCAGUUCUUCACAGCCUGAAGGUCCUCCAUUACCUUCCAUCACACGGUCCACCUCCACUCCACCCUGUGGCAGCAGGCCUUACAGUGCACCUGCCAAUGAUAAAAGAAGUCUUAAGUCCCAGUCAGGACAAACUCAGCCCCGCCUUUGUCCAUGGACUGCUGAGGUACAGGCACGGCCUUCGGAGGAUCACAGCAGGAGACUGGGACUACAUAGACCAGUUACCUCUCUACCAAGAGACCGUCUGUCUCAGGUGACCAGACGUGGCAUGCUCAGUGACACAAAGAGCCACACUAAACUGUUCACGGAAAACCCGAGUGAGGAACGGCAUGUCGGAUACCAGAGAAAGACUCAUUUGAACAAAAGUCCGUCCCGGGGGCCUGCUGUAGGGAGAGGAAUCCAGAGGGAGGGGACGAAGGUGGAAGACAGAGAAGAGGUGAAUCUUUGGGAGCCCACCUCAGAAGUGAAUAGGCUGCUGGACCUAGAGGAGUCAGAGUCUAACAUAGUUUUGGCUAGGCUGUUGGAUGAGCAGGAUGGUGGUGCCAGAGCUGGUGUGUCAGGGAUGGACUGGCUGGACAACCUGUCGGAGAGCGCCAGCAGCAGCCUCAGCAAAAUAGACUGGGCUGCUAUCGAGAGGAUGGUGGCUGGAGAGGAAGCUUGAGUUUCAGUGUAUCAAGGAAAAGCAUUGACAUGUUGACAAUGAAGUAUAUGGUAUAUGACUGAAAAUGUUUUUUCCAAGAUUGUAUGUGCCUAUUAGAUAUACUGUAAAUCAGAAGUAUUGUAAACUGUGAUAAUAUAAAUUAUAAUCUUCUAUAAUAGUUUAAUUAAUUGCAUAUGAGUAGUAGGGAUAUUAAAUAUGUCAAGACAUGAUUGUUUUUUUAUUUGUAAAGUAGGCCUAACAUAUAUUAUAUGUAAUGUAAUCACUUUCAUUUUCAUAUAUAAUUUAAAAUAUUUGUUGUACUGACAUCUGAAAUGAUGUCCUCUUUUUGAAAAUGUAUAUUUGUAUGUGUAUUAAUGUAAAUGUAUUUUUGAAAAUGUCUGUGUGUAUGUGCAAAGUUUUUUAGAUUUAUAAUUUAUUUUUCUACAGACUUGACGACCCUACAAAGUAUCUUAAUAAAAACAUUUUAAAGCUGUUUUUAAUCAUUUUCAUUGUUGAACUGUAGCCUGAAAGAGCUCAGGUACAUGUGAAUCUUUAUGUUUAAUGUUUGACUUACUUUAUUCUUAGUUUGAGAUAUGUGUAGAAUAUGAUAUGUGGUAGUUUUCCAGCCCUUUCUACUUGUUGAUUUCAGCACCAGAUGUUCAGUGCUGAACAUCUUCCCGUCCAGAGCCUGGCAGGGAUACCUUUCAUCCAAAUAAUCUCACACUGUUCUUUGAUUUGAUGCAGAAAAAUACAUUUGAUGCUUAGAAAAUGUAUUGAUUGCUUUUGCAGUAAUUAAAUAUAUGCUUAGAAUACA
This is a messenger RNA of Seriola aureovittata, 10886 nucleotides long. It is a transcript of the gene cplane1, whose product is annotated as ciliogenesis and planar polarity effector 1. The transcript has 49 exons. The record is from RefSeq and is a predicted model, not a curated record. The coding region runs from base 245 to 10093 and encodes 3282 amino acids. Gene Ontology annotation, cellular component: ciliary transition zone. Lineage: Eukaryota; Metazoa; Chordata; Actinopteri; Carangiformes; Carangidae. Gene Ontology annotation, molecular function: protein binding. Gene Ontology annotation, biological process: cilium assembly.